AUGGCACCUUCCUUCUUCUCGAGGCCCAAGGGCUCAACGUCCUCAUUCGAUCAGUUCACCCCGCCGGAAUUGUCGACCGACGCAUCAACUCCAACAAAGGCAAAACCCGGCGAUGGCGGCGAUGGCAGCGAGACCAAUAUUGGGGCACGCUCCAGUGCAGACGUCGGCCGCAUCGAACAUGCUCGCGAAAACAAACGUCAAAUCGGCGUACUGUCGGCGACCAUGCUGAUUGUCAACCGUGUUAUCGGGACGGGCAUCUUCGCGACACCCGGUACCAUCCUCGCGCUGUCUGGCAGUGUUGGCUUGUCCCUGUUUAUCUGGGUGGCCGGCAUGCUCAUUGCCGCAGCAGGCACGGCCGUGUAUAUAGAAUUUGGCACGGCCAUUCCCAGGAACGGCGGCGAGAAAAACUACCUUGAGUUUGUGUACCGGCGCCCACGUUUUCUUGUCACGGGCUGCUAUACAGGCUAUGUGAUGCUUCUUGGCUGGGCCAGCGGCAACUCUGUUAUUUUCGGCGAAUACAUCCUCAACGCCGCACAGGUCGAGCCGACACGGUGGAACCAACGCGGUGUUGGUUUGGCAUGCAUCACCAGCGCGUUUCUCAUUCACGGCCUUGCACUCAAAUGGGGUCUUCGCCUCCAGAACUUCCUCGGCGCCAUCAAGCUUAUCAUCAUCCUCAUCAUUGUCGUCGGUGGAUGGGUUGCUCUAGCCGGACAUAUCAAGCUGCCCGAGGACGAGAAACCACACAACUUCCGCAAUGCUUUUGACGGGACGACAGGCAGUGCCUACGGCGUUGUCACCGCCUUGUACAAUGUCAUCUGGAGCUACAUUGGCUACAGCAACGCCAAUUACGCCCUCAGCGAGACGAAGAAUCCGGUCCGAACUCUCCGCAUUGCUGCACCGCUGGCCAUUGGAGUCAUCUCUGUGCUGUACAUGCUCGUGAAUGUGGCCUACUUUGCUUCAGUGUCCAAGGAGGAAAUCAUCUCGUCGGGUCAACUGGUGGCUGCAUCCAUGUUCAAGAAUGUAUUUGGUGGCGCAGCAGAGCGGGCCCUGUCUGUCUUUGUCGCACUGUCGGCAUUUGGCAACGUUCUCAGCGUCAUCUUUUCGCAAGGCCGGCUGGUGCAAGAGCUGGGAAUCGAGGGUAUCCUCCCAUUCUCGCGGUUCUGGGCUAGCAACAAGCCCUUCAACGCACCACUGGCUGGACUCUUUGAGCACUGGGCUGUAUCCGUCAUUAUUAUGCUGGCCCCACCACCUGGAGAUGCAUACAACUUUAUUUUGAACCUUAUUUCUUAUCCACUUGCCAUUGUCAAUGCCUUUGUCGCUGCUGGUCUUCUGUUUCUCUACAAGAACCGGCAGUCGUGGAAUUGGCACCCACCCAUAUCGGCAACGUGGCCCGUGGUUCUCUUCUUCUUCCUCAGCAACAUCUAUCUUGUUGUCGCUCCUUUUGUCCCUCCCUCCGAGGGACAAAACGUCUACAACAAUCUCCCUUACUGGAUCCACUGCGUGGUCGGCUUUGGUUUGAUUAUUGCUGGCGGAAUCUACUGGGUCAUCUGGGCCAAGAUUCUCCCCAAGAUUGGUCGGUACGAACUGGUGCGUGAGGAAUAUGUUGAUGACAUCGACGGGUGGGAGAAGCACGUGUUUGUUCGCAGACCCAUUACUUAG
Sporothrix brasiliensis 5110 is the source of this 1659-nucleotide messenger RNA. RefSeq names its product high affinity methionine permease. Gene Ontology annotation, molecular function: L-amino acid transmembrane transporter activity. The record is from RefSeq and is a predicted model, not a curated record. Gene Ontology annotation, cellular component: membrane. The transcript is spliced from 4 exons. Lineage: Eukaryota; Fungi; Ascomycota; Sordariomycetes; Ophiostomatales; Ophiostomataceae. Bases 1 to 1659 code for a protein of 552 amino acids. Gene Ontology annotation, biological process: amino acid transmembrane transport.